Molecule: messenger RNA, 474 nt
Organism: Racocetra persica
Lineage: Eukaryota; Fungi; Glomeromycota; Glomeromycetes; Diversisporales; Gigasporaceae
Source: the annotation of a GenBank genome assembly
AUGGGUAGAUCAACAACUUCUCCCUUAAUAUCAAGUUUUACCACCACUUUAGUUCUACAAAGAAAUGGAUAUCAAGUGAGAAUUUUAUCUGAAUAUUGGCCUAGCGAUUUAAAUAUUAAUUAUUCAAGUCCUUGGGCAGCUGCGGCCUGGAGAGCUAACCUCCAUAUUGAUGAUAAAAGAGUACAUGAAACUGGAUUAAUGCGCGUACAAAUUUAUAAUUUUAUGAAUAAAAAACCUGAGUUGAAAGGUGAUAUUUGGUUUAGAGAUUUCGUUCCAGAGUUCAGAGUAAUACCACCAAAAGAAUUGCCAUCUGGUGUCGAAUACAGAGUGUCUUAUACAACAGUCUAUCUUUCUCAUAUUAAUGAAUCAUUUUUUGAUGAUGAUGAUAUUAAUGUAGUGAUAAAUUGCAUAGGAGUUAAUGCUAAAACUUUUGGUGGUGUUAUGGAUACUCCGGUUUUUCCUUCACAUGGCUAA